CCAGGCGGGUGCCGGGCAGCGAGGGCACAGUCCAGCUGAAGGGGGCUCAGGGUCCCUGUCUCAGGACCCCAGGUUCCCCCGCGCGGGACACGGGCUGCAGGGGGCCGGGUCAGCGGGGGCCAGUGCUCCCAGGAGGACUCCCCGAGGGGCCUCGGGUGGCGCUGCCCGGCUCUGGGAAUUCCUCCCGGUCAACCGCGGAGGCGGCUGCUGUCCUGGGCACCCGCCCCAGAGGCCCAGGCUGCGGGAGGCGGAGGCGCUGGGUGGCCCCUUGGCUGUGAAGACAGGCAAGAUCAGAGGAGCAGGUGCUGGCCUCGCGGGAGCCCCCAGGCUGCACUGUUGGCUUCCAAUGGGUGGGCGGGUGAGCGCUUCUGGAAGCUUCCGGAGCCUGCCCAGCGCAAAUGCAAAUGCGGACUGGAUGUCGGCGCUGUGUCCCCGGCUCUGGGAUGUGCCCCUGCACCACCUGUCCAUCCCAGGGAGCCACGACACCAUGACCUACUGUCUGAACAAGAAGUCCCCCGUGUCCCACAGCGAGUCGCGCCUGCUGCAGCUGCUGAGCAAGGUGGUGCCAUGUGUGACGCGCCCCGUGGUGCUGAAGUGGUCUGUCACCCAGGCGCUGAACGUCACGGAGCAGCUGGACGCCGGGGUGCGGUACCUGGACCUGCGCAUCGCGCACAUGCUGGAGGGCUCGGAGAAGAACCUGCACUUCGUGCACAUGGUGUACACGACGGCGCUGGUGGAGGACACCCUCACGGAGAUCUCCGAGUGGCUGGAGCAGCACCCCCGGGAGGUGGUCAUCCUGGCCUGCAGGAACUUCGAGGGGAUGACGGAGGACCUGCAUGAGUACCUGGUGGCCUGCAUCAAGAACAUCUUUGGGGACAUGCUGUGCCCCCGAGGGGAGCUGCCCACGCUGCGGCAGCUGUGGGCGCGGGGCCAGCAGGUCCUGCUGUCCUACGAGGACGAGGCCUCGGUGCGGCGGCACCCGGAGCUGUGGCCGGGCAUCCCCUACUGGUGGGGCAACAAGGUGAAGUCCGAGGCCCUGAUCCGCUACCUGGAGGACAUGAAGAGCCGCGGCCGCCCGGGGGGCCUGUUCGUGGCCGGCACCAACCUCACCGAGGACCUGGAGUACGUGCUGGCGCACCCGGCCGGGUCCCUGAAGCAGGUGACCCUGUCCAGCCUGUCCGCGCUCAGCGCCUGGGUCCGCGAGCAGUGCCCGGGGCCCGGCGCCCGCUGCACCAACAUCAUCGCCGGCGACUUCGUGGGCGCCGACAGYUUCGUCGGCGACGUCAUCGGGCUCAACCAGAAGCUGCUGUGGGGCUGACGGUCCCCUCCGGUCAGCAGCCCGGGGGCAGCCCUGACCCAGGCUGGGCCGGCGCUGCUCCAGAUCCCGCGAGAAGACGUCCUCCGAGCCCCAGAUCCCGCGAGAAGACCUCAAUCCCCGGGAGGUGCCUGUGGUCAGGGAUGACCACGGGGUGGGUCCAGCGGGUGKGUCCCGGGCAGUCCCGACCACGGGGUGGGUCCAACGGAAGUGCCCUGGUCAGCCAUGGAUGUGCUCAURGGCAUGGCCAUCACGAUGGGUCCAGCAGAUUUGUCUGUGGUCAACGAUGACAACUGGGAUGGGUCCAGCGGGUGAGCUCUGGUCAGCCGCGACCACGGGAUGGCUCCAACGAAUGUGCCUGUGGUCAACCAUGACUGUUGGGAUGGGCCAGUGGGUGCACCCUGGUCAGCCAUGACCAUGGGGAUGCGUCCAGCCGUGUGCCCUGGUCAGCCAUGACCAUGGGGAUGCGUCCAGCCGUGUGCCCUGGUCAGCCAUGACCAUGGGGAUGCGUCCAGCCGUGUGCCCUGGUCACCCAGGCCUACUCAACCCAACCGGCAGCAUGGCCUGUGCAGGGUGUGGAUGCUAGGAGAGGGGUCAGCGCCUCCUCACCCUGUGCUUUAGAAAGUCCCUGCUUCCAAGAGUGGACGUCCCCUGGAYGGAUGGGGUGGGGACCUGUGCAGAGACCCUCUUGCCGAGGUCAACACAUGGCCUGGCUCUCACCUCACUCUGACAUCGCCCUUUCCCYGGGCAGCAGGCUCCUGCGGACCCUGGUCCAUCUUGCUUUGGCCAGCUGUUACUGGAGGGCCUGAGGGGUGGCCAGUGGGMGGUCCUGUGUCUGCUGGCCCCACAGUGUCACAGGGGGUCUGGUCUGUGUUCUACUCUCUGCCUCCUGGAGCUCGGGCACCUGGCCUUGCAGCCCGGGGGGGGCAGCGUCCCCUGAGGCCAGAGGCUCCUGAGACCCCCCUCCCCUCAGGCUGGCUUCUCCAGGGCCAGCGUUUCCUAGACCCUCCUGAUGGGCACCUGCUGCCGGAGGCCCUGGGCACUGAAGGAGCCCACCUGGGCUGUUUCCCAGCCUCCUGCCCCCUGGGCAGGCCCGGGCAAGGCUGGGGGGCUCCCUGGGCGCUGGCCCUGCAGGCGCCCGUGACUGGGUCAACCUGGACCUCCUGCAGCUGUGUGGCUGGGGUGCCACCUCCGGGUCCCAGGUCCCUUUAAACCCCGCAGGUGGCCGACAGGCUGGUCCUGCAGCCUGCACGCAGCCCUGCAGAGCCGGUGUUCCCUGGCCAUCUCGAUGCCCACGACGCGUCACGGCACCCGUCGCGGGCCGUCCUGCCGUCACAGAAGGGCGCAGACCCGGGUGUUCAGGACCGUCUGGAAACGGCGCCCUGGUCCGCGAAGCCUGUCGCACUUGGGACCCGCAGGGUGGUUUCCAGAGGAAGCUGCUCGGGCUUUGUGGUCACCUGUCAUGGCCCUGUCACGGCGGAGACGCGGCACAGCAGGACCAGCUCUGGGCACAUCCCAGCACUGCCUGGCCCCUCCCCGCCACCGAGCACCCUGGGGACAGCCCUUGGAUGCUCAGGUCACAAGGGCGUCAUUUCCUGUCUUAGGAGCCACCAUUCAGGGUUAGUCCACCCCUGAGGACAAUUAAAAGGA
Molecule: messenger RNA, 2965 nt
Organism: Urocitellus parryii (Arctic ground squirrel)
Lineage: Eukaryota; Metazoa; Chordata; Mammalia; Rodentia; Sciuridae
Source: RefSeq, a predicted model, not a curated record